UGUUUCCGGUUAUAACUGUCGAUUGUGACCCCGGCUUGAACAGAGCCCUGCCUCUGUCUGAAGAUAUAAUCUUUGGUCUAAUUUCUGAAACGUCCCAGGGUGUCCCCCCUCUCCAUGUGUGUUCCCUGAUGGGCGGCUGGUCUCGAAGUGCCGUGCUGGAGCUGUACCGGGCGCUGCUCCGUGCAGGGCGCCACCUUCAGUACACCGACCGCAACUACUAUCGCCGUGCCGUGGCUCGCGAGUUUCGCCGCUGCCAAGCCUUGACAAUACCUGAAGAUAAGGAGGACGCACUGAAGAGGGGCCAGUUCUUCCUCAACAGCCGAUUGGGUGGUCUUAUGUAG
Molecule: messenger RNA, 341 nt
Organism: Centropristis striata (black sea bass)
Lineage: Eukaryota; Metazoa; Chordata; Actinopteri; Perciformes; Serranidae
Product: mitochondrial ribosome and complex I assembly factor AltMIEF1-like
Exons: 2
Coding region: 129-341 (70 amino acids)
Source: RefSeq, a predicted model, not a curated record